Molecule: messenger RNA, 1047 nt
Organism: Venustampulla echinocandica
Lineage: Eukaryota; Fungi; Ascomycota; Leotiomycetes; Helotiales; Pleuroascaceae
Exons: 2
Coding region: 1-1047 (348 amino acids)
Source: RefSeq, a predicted model, not a curated record
AUGAAGUACACAACAGCCUCGGCGAUACUAUUGUAUCUCGCACUUACAGACUUGUCGUUUGGGAGGAGUAUUCCAACACGCGAGCUACACGAGCGACGAAAUGGGCUUCCUGGUACUACGAAUCAAGAUGUUACUUGUAGUACUGAAGAGUGUGGUCAGCUGAGCCAGCUCCUCCAUCUUAGCCUUCCUAUAAAGCGGGCUGACUUUGUUCCAAUCGAGUUCGAGCCCCCAGAAAUAGUUGCGCCAGGAGAGGGUGCUGGAGGAGAGCACGGCAUACCUGAAACUACUGGUCCGGCACCAGGAGAAGGGCCCGGAGGCAACUCAGCUAGCAACGAACACCCAGACACAGAGCACGGUGGUGUUGGGGAGGCUACAACAAAGGACCCAGGAUCUCCUCCGGCGGGUAGUGACGCUGGCUCUGCAGACUCCGCAGCUAGUCAGGGAUCAAUUUCUACCUCCGACGAAGACUUCCCACAGGCGCCAACCCGAUCAGAUCCCCCAGAUCUUGCACAGAACGGAUACUUGGUCACGCCCCACGAUGGCCCCAUUCCCAAUACAUUUGAUAUCAACAAACCCGGAACUUCCUCACCAUUAGACAUCAUCGAGUUAGACACAGAUACAGACAGUCUUGGCAUCAACUUCGCCAAUAAUGGCGAAGAGGAUAAACUCAAUCCUGGAAAGCUCCCUUUGCGCAGUAUCGGUACUAGUCUCUGGGCCUCAAAAUCUGGCAAAGCUAUGGGCGAUUUGAAAAGCAUCAACUACCAGCAGGUCAAGAACACGGAGAUGGAGGCCAAGUUUCCCCAGGCCUACGCUGCACUCCAAAAGGUCUUUCCCACUGCGACGAGGCCUGAGCCUGUGAUAUUGACACCUAGUGGGAGGGGAUCCACAGUUGUUGGAAAUGAUGCGGCGUUCGAUUUGAUUACGGAUUCGGCGUUUGGCGGCGGCGCGAAUAAAAUGUUGGCGGAGACCAAGGGUCUUGAAGGGCGUGAGAUCAUUAGUAUUGAGUUGUUCCCUGAUGCGGAUGUCGAUAUACAAUUCAACUUUUGA